Molecule: messenger RNA, 2779 nt
Organism: Pimephales promelas (fathead minnow)
Lineage: Eukaryota; Metazoa; Chordata; Actinopteri; Cypriniformes; Leuciscidae
Source: RefSeq, a predicted model, not a curated record
CGUAGCUCCGUCUGCUUCCGUCUGUGAAACAUCUAAAAGGCAUUUGAAGAUGCACCAGACGAACUGUUUUAUAAUGUCAGUACUGCUGAUGAUCGCUGAUGGAUUCAUUGUGCGCGGUCCCUCUGGUCCUCUGGUUGCUCCUCUGGGAUCUUCACUGGUUCUGCCCUGUUAUGUUGAUGAACCUUUACUAAUGGAGAGACUGGAGGUGGAAUGGAGAAGAACAAACUCAGAGACUUUCGUUCAUCUGUUUCAAGAUGGAAAGAGUCGACCAGAGGCACAGUCACAGGAUUAUCAGGACAGAGCUCAUUUCUUCACUGAGGAGAUUAAACACAGAAACUUCUCCCUCCGGCUGGACCAUCUGAGAGAUAAAGAUGAAGGACGAUACACAUGUACAGUUCACAGUCAGCUGGAGUCUGGAGAAACUGAGGUUCAAAUAAAAGAUGUUGAGCGUUUGCUGGUCUCAGGAUCGGAUCGGUCCAUGUCUGCGUCUGUGGGUGAAGACGUCACUCUGAACUGCUCUGUCGACUCUCACAUCAAACCUGAACACUUAGAUGAGGUUUCCUGGAAGAAAACUGAUGAAGAUAAUGAAGAUGAAGAUGUUCUGGUCCUGCUCUACCAAAACAACAAGACCUUUCCAGGUUCAUCAGAUGAGCGAUACCGAGACCGAGCUGAGUUCUUCACCGCUGAAAUCCCCAGAGGAAACUUCUCUGUCCGACUGAAGAGAGUCAGAACGGAGGAUAAAGGGGUUUACAUGUGUCAUGUGUUUGCUGGAAGACAUUCAGCCAAUGCAACUGUAGUGCUGGACCAACUGGGUUUCUCUGUGUUACACAUAAUAAUGCUGAUUCUCUGUAUCUCUGCAUCUGGAUCUGCACUUCUGCUCUUCUGUCUGAUCUACUGUAGAUCUACUACUGAAGGUUUGAUUGUGCAGAACUCUUUUAACGUUGGUAUUCUGGGAGAUUAUGUGGAUAUUCCCUGUCAUGUUCCUCCAAACGUACUGACUGAAGAUCUGAAGGUGGAAUGGAGAAGAAAGAGAAGAAACUCCGAGACGUUAGUUCAUCUGUAUGAAGACGGAGCAGAGAAACAGCAGGAGGAUUAUAAAGAUAGAGCUCAUUUACUUCCUGAACACAUUAAACAUGGAAACUUCUCCCUCCGUCUGGACGAUCUGAGAGCUGAAGAUGAAGGAGAAUACACAUGUACAGUUCACAGCAAGAACAAGUGUGUGUUUUCAGCCAACACAAAUCUGGUUCUGGAGUUCUUUAUGGAUAAAGUGUUUCCUCUGGGAUCUUCAGUGGUUUUGCCCUGUCAGGUUGACAAAAGCUUGAUAAAGGAAAGUCUGAGGGUGGAAUGGAGAAGAACAAGAGGAACAGACUCAGACUCAGAAAUAGACUCAGACUCAGAGGCUUUAGUUCUUGUGUAUAAAGAUGGAGCGAGUCGAGCUGAGGAACAGCACAAGGACUUUCACAAAAGAGCUCAUUUCUCAGAUAAGGAGAUUAAAGAUGGAAACUUCUCCCUCCGUCUGGAAAAGCUGAGAGCUGGAGAUGAAGGAGUUUACACAUGUACAGUUUACAGGGACGAGGAGAGUGUGUGUUCAACCGAUACAGAGUUGUACCUGGAAUUCACUGCGGAGCCCUGUUGUCACACACCUGUUCCUCUGGGAUCUUCAGUGGUUCUGCCCUGUUAUGAUGAUUAUGAUGAUGUUGAUGAACCUUUACUAAUGGAGGAUCUGGAGGUGGAGUGGAGAAAAACAGACUUAGAUGAUCCUGUUCAUCUGUAUGAAGAUGGAGAGAGUCGACCAGAGGCACAGUCGCAGGAUUAUCAGGACAGAGCUCAUUUCUUCACUGAGGAGAUUAAACACAGAAACUUCUCCCUCCGGCUGGACCAUCUGAGAGCUGAAGAUGAAGGAGAAUACUCAUGUACAGUUCACAGUGGCUCACCUGAGAAUCCCAGAACAUUUACAACCGAGAUAAAAGUGUUGCUGAAACUACUGGACUCAGUCUUUCGUCUUCAGAUGUUCCUCGUCUUCUGUCCAAAUAUUCUGAUGUGUCUCGCUUUCGUCCUCUGGGGGUUAUCUGAAGGAUCAGUGUUUGAGUCGGUCUGUUGUUCUGCUCUGUAUCUCCUGAGGCCGCUCGUGUUGCUCUGGACGGCUCCGUAUAUCAAUAACUUCACAGGCAACAUUAAAACAUGGAUUGAAGUUUUCAGUUAUGAUACAGAAUAUACAGUUUUCUCAGCUGUGUUUUACUCAGUGUUGUUUAAAUCUGCGUAUGACAGAAGUCUGAGCUACACUGGAUCUGAAGGAGUCAUGAUUAUAGUCCUGUUUGUGAUUGCGCUCCUGCUAAACCUCUUCUAUAUUACCUACUCGUUGCUCAGAUUAACUGUGACGCUGAGCGAGCGGAUCAAGACUAUAUUCAACGUUCUGGCUGGUAUAAGCUUUGAUGUUCUUCCUGCACUGCAGUUCAUCCUCCUGAUCUUCAGCUUCGGGUCGAGAACAGGAUUCCUCAUUGUUGCAGUGUUGCCGGUGUUGACUACAGUGACGAGAUAUAACUGGGACGUUACAUGUGGUCAAGACAUGGGCUGUUUACGUUCGGUCAGGAGAUCAGUGUAUGUGAUCUUCAUGUUAGUGGUCAAUGCUGGACUGGUGUAUUUCUACAACACAGCUCUGAAAAAUGAGAAGGAUCGUGUCGGAUGGGUGUGUGUGAUCGUGUUUCUUCAGUCACUCUGGACAGUGAAUAACUUCACAUACUCAUUUACAUGGGGUCAGUAUUAAUAUUCAUCUUCAUCU